CUCCUGGGAAAUAUGGGGGAGACAGAGGAGGAGAAGGACCAGGCAGGGAAGCUGUUUGAGAACUUCAUCCAGGCCUCCACCUGUAAGGGCACCGUGCAGUCCUUCAACCUCCUGUGCAGGCUGCUGGAUCUAGACCCUCAGGACCAUGAGACGUUCUACUGUAGUUUAAAGACCAGGCUCACAUCCUGGAGGGCCAAAGCCCUCUGGACCAAGCUAGACAAGAGAACCUGCCACAAGGAGUACAAGAAGGGCCAGGCUUGUGUGGGCACCAAGCUCUACAGAGUCUUGCCCCUUUCAGCUUGGCAGAAUGGUGCAUUACAAAGCUACACAGCACCCUCAAUCAGUCACCAGAAUGCUUUCAUAACACACAGCCACAGACAGCAUCACUCAUCUGUUUACAGAAUAGGAGAUUAAAGGCGUAAAAUGAUUGACGGACAUCUCCCACAGAUAGUGGUACAGUAUAUGGCUCUCCUGUUGUGAUUAAAUGACUUUACUUUCUUCACAAGGAGUGGAUGGCUUAAGCGAUGAGUUAGGGUUUGGUGGUGGUUCACAGGGAAUAAUAACGUGAUAGCAUUCCUCACCCAGCCUCUGGAGCCUGCUGGAGCUACAAUCUGUAUAGGAUAUGAAGUCAUCCCCAGUUUGUUACUGCAUACACCUGGUUAUAAUGCUAAUGACACACACCUACUGUUGGUUUCUUCUAUAUACGUUUUUAAUGAGGAACACAAUGAAGGCCCAUAUUAAUAUUUUUUAAAUACGAAGCAGAUACACUGAACAGAAUGGUCAUAGGACACAUGUUACUGGGCUUAGUUUCUUUCACUGAUUAUGCUGUUAAAUGUAAGUGCUUUAGGCCUGUUGAAGUGGCUUCUUGAGCCCGAGAUCUGACAAGCUUAUUUUAAAAGUGUCAGAGUUGCUUUGUGCUCGUCUCAUCUGAGAGGUCUGGAGAAGUGAGCUGGAGUGGGAAGAGGCCCAGUGAGAGAGACGAUUAGUUUUCCAGGGCGGUGCCGCUGUCCAGUGCCAGAUUCUAUGGAAACUAUUUGGACCGGCUAUGUCCUGAAGAAGGCUGGAUGAAGUCAUGUUCUCGCCACACAUUCUCAGAAGGAUCCUUUAACCCACAAGAACUGACUUCAUGCAUAUUUGAGGGAGGCAGAUGCAUGAAUCAUGUCUUUGAUAGGACUAGGCUGUAAUAAGGAUCUACAGUUGAGUGCCUUAUCAUCGGGGGAGGCCCAUGUGGCUUGCGGACGGCCAUCGAGCUGGCUCUGCUGGGGGCCAAGGUGGUGGUGAUUGAGAAGAGGGACACCUUCUCCAGGAACAACGUGCUGCACCUGUGGCCCUACACCAUCCACGACCUCAAGGGCCUCGGGGCUAAGAAGUUCUACGGCAAAUUCUGUGCUGGAGCCAUAGACCACAUCAGUAUUCGUCAGCUCCAGCUCAUGCUGCUGAAGAUCGCCCUGCUCGCAGCUGUGGAGUUCCACGUCAAUGUGGAGUUUGUCAAGCUGCUGGAACCUCUAGAAAACCAGGAGGAUGACGGGCCUGGCUGGAGAGCUGAGAUCAGGCCUGCCGAUCACCCCGUGGCUAGUAUUGACUUUGACGUGGUGGUGGGGGCUGAUGGGAGGAGAAAUACCCUGGAAGGGUUCAAGAGGAAGGAGUUCCGUGGUAAGCUGGCUAUCGCCAUCACGGCCAACUUUGUCAACAGGAACACCACGGCCGAGGCCAAGGUGGAGGAGAUCAGUGGUGUGGCCUUCAUCUUUAACCAGAAGUUCUUCCUGGACCUCAAAGAGGAGACAGGUAUUGACCUGGAGAACAUUGUGUACUACAAGGACAACACACACUACUUUGUCAUGACAGCGAAGAAGCAGAGCCUACUGGACAAGGGGGUCAUCAUUCAUGACUACAUAGACACAGAGAUGCUGCUGAGCAGUGAGAAUGUGAACCAGGAAGCUCUGCUGGGUUACGCCCGCGAAGCUGCUGACUUUGGCACCAACUACCAGCUUCCCACGCUGGACUUUGCCAUAAAUGCCUGUGGCCAGCCGGACGUGGCCAUGUUUGACUUCACCAGCAUGUAUGCUUCGGAGAACGCAGCGCUAGUCAGAGAACGCUUCGGACGCCAGCUACUGGUGGCACUGGUUGGGGACAGCUUGUUAGAGCCGUUCUGGCCCAUGGGUACAGGGUGUGCGAGAGGCUUCCUGGCUGCUUUUGACUCAGCCUGGAUGGUGAAAAGGUGGGCUGAGGGCAUGACCCCUCUGGAGGUGCUAGCUGAGAGGGAGAGUCUUUACAGAAUUCUGCCGCAGACAACCACUGAAAACAUUGCCAAAAACUUUGAGCAGUACACCAUUGACCCUGGGACUCGGUAUCCCAACCUCAUCUCCACCUGUGUCAGGCAAAACCAGGUGCGUCACCUGUACAUCAAUGGAGAGCUGCCAGUGAAGUCGUGCUCUCUGGUGCGUAAUGGUACAAUACGUCGCCCUGUGAACCUGGCCAGACGAGAGUCGGAGAUCAGGCCGGUCAGGCUGCUGACGUGGUGUCAGAAACAGACCGAGGGCUACAGGAACGUGAGCGUGACAGACCUGACCACCUCAUGGCAGAGCGGCCUGGCUCUCUGUGCCCUCAUCCACCGGUUCAGAUCCCACCUCAUAGAGUUUGAUUCGCUGAAUGAGGAGGAUUCGGCUAACAACCUCCAGCUGGCAUGUGACGUGGCUGAGCGGGAGCUUGGGAUCCGGCCCUUCACCACUGGAAAGGAGAUGGCUGCUGGUCAGGAACCAGACAAGACCAGAAUGGUCACCUACCUCUCCAAGUUCUACGAGCUGUUCCGCGGCACCCCCCUCCCCGUCUCAGAUUCUAGAGGGGCCGACGAAAACAGUGAAGACUAUCCUUCCAAGGCAGUCAGAAGUAUGAACAAAGUUCUGGUACCAAGAAAAAGGGUACCAAAGGAUGAGAAGAAGCUAGAAGAUACUGACCCAACGUACAAAAGGAGACGAAAAGUCUGCAGUUAUUUGGAAGAGGCAACCAACUUCUCCAGUCAGAGUGCGUCCUGUGUGGGUGAGGGGAGGGAGGUGAAGAAGAACAAGGUCCGCUCCAUGGCCAGCCAGCUCCUGUCCAAGUUUGAGGAGAGCAACCCCAGCUUCACCCUCCGGAGACAGGGUUCCUUGUGGAGGGAGUUCCCCGGGUCUGGUGACAAGUGUCACUCCUGCCAGAAGCGCGUGUACGUGGUGGAGAGGAUCAGUGCUGAGGGACUUUAUUUCCACAGGGAGUGCUUUCGCUGUGACACCUGUGGCACCGCCCUGCGCCAGGGAGGCCAUGCCUUCGACUCUGAGCAGGGCAAGUUAUACUGCAAGCUGCACUUCACACAACGUAAAAAUGGAAUGAACCAUCGGAGGACAUUCAAUUCACAUCUGGGUCAGAAUGGAGCCGGGGUUCAGGAGGGAUCAGAGACACAGACUCCCAACGGUGACCCAACAGAAGGCCUGCAGAGCCAGUCACCAGGUACCUUCAGCUCCCGCCUGAGGAAGAGCCUGAGCUGGCCCCUGAGUGUGACCCGGGCUGUGUGUGACUCCCCCCGCCGCCUGUCUCGCUGGGUGCAUGGUACGGCCCAGGCUGUGGCCCUCCACUUUAGGGCCAAUGUACAAGACUAUGUCUUCCUGUAUGAGCUACUUAGCCUGGGAGUGCCCCUGCUGUUCAUGCUCCAGGAGGUGCUGCUGCAGAUGUACUCUGAAACCGGGCCUGUCUCCCAGUCCAUCCAGCCCCUACUGCUGUGGCUGGAGGAACACCUGGGCCACAGGCUCAUGUAGAGGCCCACCAGGGAGGAAAGCCUAAUCCUAACCCUCGUGCAAUAGGGUCUGAACCCUGGCCGAACAUUAACUGCCGUAUCUUGCAUUUGUGCCAUGUCAUAUGACGGCAAGCUACCAUUUGACCAUGUGUACAAGCACCUUGUUAAUAUUUUCUCACAGAAUAUGUAGCUGUGAGUGCAUUAGAUCUAAUCCUACACCAACCAAAGAACAAAUAACAUUUCCCAAGCAGUAGCUUGGUUUGUGAUACGUGUGGUAGUUUUUCAUGAACAUUACAUUUUUCUUUAUGAUGAGGGGUUAUGUCCUGUACAUGGUUUCAUGGUGGUCUAAAUCAUUUACGGUAUGUGGUUGAUAUGACUGCUGAAAUCAUCCAAUCUAUUUUGCUCUAGAGUUGAGUCGUUCAACAACUGACUGUCAAAAUCGAGCCCGUUUUUACAUGGCUUAACUCAGGUUAUGACAGAGUUUUUGUGCGGGAAAAAGUAAUCUAAAUGAAAAGACUGACUUGAAACACUUUAACUUGGGGAGCUGCCUUGACCUGUGGCUGAUGCCUGAUGAAUGGUGUGGGAGUUAAUGGCUGCCUAAUAGCUGUCCAGGCCUUGGAUAAUGACUAGUGCUGACGCUGCACGUUUACUAAACCCUGCUGAACUCACAGGUUGGGGUCGGGGGCCAACGUGGAUCUGUGCUUGACCAGAUUUUCUCAUCUUUUUUUUCUAUUUCAAUAUUGUUUGACACACGUUUACAUUUAAAAGUUGUUAUUGUAAGAUUUCCUAUGACCCCAUGACCGUAGUGUACUUUCGCUACACAUUAUGAUAACUUUUAUUGCUUUAUUUUAUGGCCCAGUGCCUCCAGUAUUUUUGUGCGUUGUCCGUUGUACUUAAAAAGGGGAAGAGAUUUCAUGGCCGUGGGCUUUGGUUUACUACCCCAGUUCAUGGACUGUUUAAUGCUUACUCAUUGCUGCCACCUAUUGGUGAAACAGAUGCAAGGCCAAAUUCAAUUUACUGUAUGAUGAGGUGGGAUAAGGGACAAUCUUCUAAAGAGUUGUUGUGUGUUUGUAAUAUACGUUUUCUUCAUUUUUGUUAUUUUGUACAAGUCUAUUUCACUUAAAUAUGUUUCUCAUAAUGUUACGAAUAUUGCUGAAAGGAAUUGUUCAGGAGGACAGAAUCUGACAUGAAAACUCAGGUUAUGUUUGAAUGCUGUGGUGUGUAUGUUCUUUCCUGAACCAGAAGUUACAUAAUUCAUGCAAUACACUGUACAGUGCUAAAUUGUGUGUUGUUGAGUAGCACAAUCUCAUGUUUUCUCAAUGCCUUUUCUUUGACUAUCUAACAAUUACAAAGUUUCAAUACAUUUUACCUGGAUUUAACCCUUCCUCUGAUUUCUCUCUGUAUUCUAACCUAUAUUUCCUUCCUUUAAUUUCUCCUCAUGUUCACUUGAAGUCUGUUUUCAACUUUCUGAUGAUGAGCCUCCUGAUUGGUUAGGAGACAUGCCAUUCUGAAGGUGAUCACCUGCAUGGUCACAUGGUUUUGUGAAUAAUGUUUUGGAGUGAAUGUCUGGUCAGAUUAGUCCCAGUUACUGUCAGGACUUCCACACACAAGUAAAAAUUGCUUCUAACCCCUGUGUUUGAUCUACAGACAGCAGUAUUUAAGCAUUGUAUUUAUCUGUUUCGUCUGCAUCCGGCGAUACCAACCAUUAGCCGAUGUACUUGACGGGGGCUGAACUAGAGCAGUGUUUGUGAGACAAUGGCGGUUCCUGAAAAAGGUUCUUCUCACAAAAAUGUCUACUCUACAAACUAUUAUGAUCCUACUAUCGAAAGGCUGAGACUCACAAACACACACGUGUACUCGCGUAGACAGCUUUCUGUCAUGUAGAGGCAUGUCACUCUUUCUCCCAUCUUUUGUCAUCUUUCUUUCUCUCUUCCAGAAGCUGUCACCCAGGAGAACUUUCUCUUGACCCACACAAACAAAGGGAAUUAAUAUCCCAAUAGGUUCAUAACUCAUGUUGUCUGAAAUUAAUGCAUUGAAUAAUGUAUUAUGGGACUUCGAAUGCAGUCUGCUUUUCUCAUGGAGAUUCUGUGUUGCUUUAUGUAUGACCUAAAGCAACAAAUGUAAAUAAAUGAACUGAGUUAUUUGUCAUCUUGA
Salmo salar (Atlantic salmon) is the source of this 5917-nucleotide messenger RNA. Its product is annotated as F-actin-monooxygenase mical2b. Gene Ontology annotation, molecular function: protein binding; FAD binding. NCBI's taxonomy places the organism in Eukaryota, Metazoa, Chordata, Actinopteri, Salmoniformes, Salmonidae. The record is from RefSeq and is a predicted model, not a curated record.